AUGUCGCGCCCACCCACCGCCCCAGUCUUCCUUCAAGAACGAGAUACUUCCAAGUCCACCGUCGCCUUCACUAACGCCUGGAUUCAAGACGAGCAGACAGUCGAGGCUGCAUUAUCGGGCGUUAAGAAGUUCCUUACUAUCGUGAAGGAAGAGGAGCUGGAUGGACGUAGGCGUAAGCUUCCGUUCGAUCCUAGUGUUGCUCUCGCAGAGGAGACGUUCAGGUUUGCAGGGUAUGAGUUGAGGAAGCCGUUUCCUGGGGAAAGAAGGUUUUCUAGGGAGAUCACUCAGCCGAACAACGGGUUGAAGCAGACGAAGCUGUGUUUUAAGCCGGACAACGGGUUGAAGCAGGCAAAGCUGUGUUUUAAGCCGGUGAAGAAGGGAGAUGCCGGUGAAGGUAGUGGGGAUGGUGGGGCUGCGGGAGAACAGGCGGGGGAAGGACAGGGUGUAGGAUCUGGUGAGAAUCACUAG
This is a messenger RNA of Morchella importuna, 468 nucleotides long. RefSeq lists its product as uncharacterized. The record is from RefSeq and is a predicted model, not a curated record. Lineage: Eukaryota; Fungi; Ascomycota; Pezizomycetes; Pezizales; Morchellaceae. The coding region runs from base 1 to 468 and encodes 155 amino acids. The transcript is spliced from 2 exons.